This is a messenger RNA of Oldenlandia corymbosa var. corymbosa, 3105 nucleotides long. NCBI's taxonomy places the organism in Eukaryota, Viridiplantae, Streptophyta, Magnoliopsida, Gentianales, Rubiaceae. The record is from the annotation of a GenBank genome assembly.
GGGUUGAUCAAGUUGAUUAAACAACCCAAAAAGGUAGUCAUCUUUGUUCAUUGAUUGCUUUUAUACUCUACUGAUUAACAUAUAUUUUCUGUGAAAGAUGCAUUAAAGGGAUCUACCUCACAUCUUUUUACAACUUGUUAGAGUUCAAUUCGUUACUCCUCCGUCUAAUAAUAUUUGGUUGUAGUAUUAUUUUUGUUGAGUAAAUAAAAUGAGGUGGAAAAACUAUCAUAAUGUACUUCGAUAUCGAGUCUAAAGCAUAUUUUAUUUGCACCACAAGUUGGUUCUUUGAUAUUAAUAGUAUUUACCCGUUCAUGUAAAAUAUUUCUUUCAUAUGCUUUCUCUGUCUUAAAAUUAUUGUCCAGUUUGAAAUUUUACUUUUAGUACAAUUUAAACUACAAAUUAAAAUUUAAACUGGACAAAUAAUUAUAGGAUAGAGGGGAUACUUAUUUAAUUGAUGAAUACAUUGGACGUUUAUUUUGAAAUGUAACGAGGGCUCGCUGCAUUUUUUCGAAAUACAGCACAACUAGAAAAUAAAUUCUGGUCUGGGGUGUUACCAUCAAGCACGAAUUAUGCCCAAAAUUCAUUCUACUAAUUUUUGAACGCCAGUUGCAUCGGAGUGGACCCGAAUACCUUUUCCUAAAUCAAAUCAGCCCCCCACACCCAACAUCAUAUAGCUUAGGUUUUCACUAACAACCAUAUUUUUACAUCAUUAUUAGCAUACACCUUUUCUCCUCCUUAAAAUAAAAUACCCAUCAAAUCAGAUAUCACAUCACCCCUCCAAGAAAAACAAAAUAAAAUAAAAUAAACGUCCCAAACAAAUACAGUUAAUUCAGAACUUUCUGGAGCCACUACAAGAGUAGGGAAGAAAUAUCUACCUCCACAAGCCCAAAUCACAGCCGUUCAUCCAACACUAUCCUUAUCCAACCCUUCCAAAAGAAAUUAUUAUUAAAGAAAAAAACAGGAGAAAGUUUCAUUUUUUAGUUUUACUUUACUCAACCAAGUUGCAACAAAAUUUUUUUAAAAUUUCCCCUCCAUUUAUAUAAAUAAAUAGUCUUUUGCUGUGUGCUAUGUUUUUUUCUGGAUGGUUCUGUAGCCUUAGCGUGAAGGGAGCUCAUUUUGUUUCUCUUUUUUUUUUUUGGCCUAUCUCCAAUGCUUUGCUAAGGUUCCGUGUCCAUUUCCCAUUUCUUCCCUUCAUUUGCAUCAUCUUCAAAAGCACCUUAAAUUAGUUCCACUUGAACGAUCGGUGGGUCUUCUUAGUAUUUGUUAAAUUUGUCGGCGAGAGAAAAAAAGGGUUUUUUUCUUAGUGUAUACAACAUUUGCAUCGUCUUCUUUCAAUUCCGGCGGAAAGAAAUUGGGUUGCGGUGGGUUGUUUUGAGUUGGGAAGUUCGAAUUUGCAUUCAUUUUGUUGGCGUUAAAAGGAGUAUACUUUGGGGGCAAAUUUGGGCAGCAUUUCGACCCGUUGAGCAUGCAUGAUUCAGUCGCUUUUCUUUUUCCUCUUCGGUGAGUUGCGGUGAAGCUGAAAUUGGAUAAAUUGAUGGGGGCAGAGGAGGAGUUUCAGUACUCUUUUUCAUUUGGUUUUGAGUGAGUGUUUCUCUUUUUGCAGCAUCCUUUUUUUAAAAAUUUUUUUUUCCCUAUUUUGGGCGUUGAUCGUGCGAAAGAUUGAAUUUUGUGAGCUUUAAUUGUGCGAAAUAGUGGUUUUUUAAUCUGGGGGGUCGAAAUUCGUUGGAUUCGUUUACAAUUCGUCGACAAUUCAGAACAAUUUUUUCAGAGUCUUUUUUGGCCGGGUAAUUUGUGAUAAUGGCCGGAGAAGGAGGUGGCGGAGGGGCGGAUUUCUAUGCGGUGCUUGGAUUGAAGAAGGAAUGCAGCGCUUCAGAAAUCAAAAGUGCUUACAAGAAGCUUGCCCUGAAGUGGCACCCAGAUCGUUGCAAGGCCGAAGAUGCCAAGAAGAAAUUCCAGGCAGUCCAGCAAGCCUAUUCCGUGCUGUCGGACGAAAGCAAGAGAUUCCUGUACGACGUAGGAAUCUACGACUGUGAUGAUGACGACCAAGACGCAAAUGGAAUGGCGGACUUUGUGAAUGAAAUGGUGGACAUGAUGAGCCAAAUCCCAUCCAAUGAAAACGAGGAGGACUCCUUUGAGAAACUGCAGGAGAUGUUUGAGGAGGUGUUCCAAGGGGACCUAGGGUUCAGUUCUUUUUCAUCAUCUUGCUCCUCCCGAAGCGAGACACCAUCAUCAACUACGUGCUCGACUUCGUCGCACACAUCUGGUAGCAUUGAUAGUGGGAAUUCUACUAGCCAGAACAGCAACAACUUCAAGCGGCACGCUCCCGGAACAAGCUCUUACAGCUUCAAUCCUCAUGCCGCUACUCAAUUCGAAGGAUUUUGCCUAGGGGUUGGUUUUUAACCAUCAUUGUCAUUUAUGCCUAUAUGUAUGCAUUUGUUUUACCGUCGUAACUUUGUUGUUUGUAUUUUGGCUGGUUGGCGCAAUUUUGAAGAGGGAGGGAGCAUCCGGGAGGUGCCGGGAAGAGAAGAGGAGCCGGAGCAAGAACCUGGGUGGCAGGGGUAGGAAGCAAUAGGAUGGCAUGAAGCAGAAGUAGCUUGUGUAAUUGUACUAGUCUCGAUGGAGAGCAUUUCGGAAUUGAAUCAUAGGUCAAUCCACAGUUACUGUAAUUGGGAGUUUUUGUUGUGGGAACAAAGAAGUUCAGUACUUGCUGGACCUAAUUCGCCAGAAUUAAUGUCAAUGACUAACCACAGGAUAAAAGAGGUUAAUGAAUUAAACUUAAUCAAGUGGUGGACUAAUUACGUGCAUUACCGAUUAUUUAAGGGGGAAAAUCACUUGCAGAGUUGGAUUUUCUUUUUCUUUUUUUCAUUUUGUCUGAUGUUUAGGAGUGAGGGAACAAAACUACAAAAAGUUAACAGAAAUAAGUGAAGCUUAAUUAUUGAUGAACUUAAUUAAUAUAGUAUUUGGGGAAGGUUUGGGAGAAAGGAUGAUCCGGAGUGGUGGAAUAUGAUAGGACCGGACCAUGUUGGCCACUUGGUUUUUAACCCAGGUUGCCAACUUGCCGGCACCUGAACCUUCUUCUUCUUUUGUCCGAACCUAGCGUGGGUC